GAAAAGGCAUUCAAUCGCACACCUGCAGACACUCGACAUCGUGCUGGCUGACGAAGCAUUUCCACACACAAGUCAGUGGUGAAAAUGCUAAUUUCCCUCCUCCUAAUGGCACUCUACAAACUCUUUCGCCGGAAGGAUCCUGAACCGAUUUUUGGGGUUUAUCGUCAACGCGGGAAAUGGUAUUGGCUUAAAUAUUUCAUUUUCCUCGUUAUUUUCUUCUUCCGAAAGCUUCGCUAUCGAAAGGGAUCAAGCGAUGGUGGGGGUCAAGGUGCUAAGAAUAUUGCUGAUCCGAAUUUAAUGGAGAAAGUUCAACCACUGUCGGAUCAUCCAAAGGCCUUUGAUGCUAUUUUCUACAUUGCUGGCAACGCAGAUGGUUAUCGCUUCAUAAUGGGCACUGAGAGGCGUCACAAGGGGAUCAUUCAUGGGGUUCUGUACUUGGUUGUGCCUGAUUUGGGAUUCAUCUGCCUGCCCCAGAUGCCCGAUACAAUGAUGUUCACGACGAAUUUCGGCAAGGAGGGCAGUGCCUUUGGUGGUCCUGGGUUCAUUAGUGAACCCAUUGUGCCCAUGAACAAGUGGAGGCUGCGCUAUCGUGGUCAGAUGCGCAAAGGAGAGGAACUGCAUGAUGUUGAGUUCUCCUUUGAGUUCCUCUCGCAGUUCCCUUGCUUUGACUUUGACAGUGAUCUCAGUCCACGCUCACUGGCUGACUCCAUGGCACGGGAGAAGUGGACACAGGAGUACUUCCGGCAUCUCCGGAGUGCCCAUCAGUCGCACUACGAGCAAAUGGGCAGUAUUCGGGGUACGUUGAAGGUAAAUGGUGAAGCGAGGGUGAUUGAAAUGCGUGCCUUUCGGGAUCACAGCUAUGGCUUUAAGCGCGACUGGAGCUUAAUGCAUCGCUAUGCCUUCAUUGUAUUCUUCCUCGAGGAUGGCAGGAGUGUCUCAAUGGGAAUUAUCAGUCAACCGUGUACGUGCUCAGUACUCAAUACGGGGUACAUUUGCUCAAAGUCCGGGAAACUCUCAGCCGUUGAUUGGUGUGAUUUUGAAUUGUACCAGCAUGGAGAGAGUGGGAAUCCCCCGAAGGAUUUUGCUUAUCAAUUCUCAGCCGCAGGACGAACACACACCGUCCAGAUACUCGUAGAUUAUGAAAAUGUUCACUAUGUUGGAUCACAGUGGGAAGCAAGGAUGGUUGAGCGGUUUAUUUCAGUGACUAUGGACGGUGUACCAGGCUAUGGAGUGGCAGAAUUUCAUUACAAUAAUAAAUCAGGACGUCUUGAGGAGAUUGCCAACAGGGAUCCUCAGUGGUACAAGAAUGUCCUAGCGAGGGAGGCGCAAUACAAAAAACUCGAGUACAUGUCAAUGCCUCAGACGGCGCAAAAGUGAGCUGAGCAGCAACAUCCACAGAGCAGCCACAGCAACCAUGAGCAGCCACUCACCUUGAAUGCAGACGAGCACUUCCUCAUUUCCAUGAUUUGAUGUAAUUUCUUCCCCAAGCAGCUGUCUCUCUGCUGGGCUUUCAGCCAAAGAGCCCCAGCGGGAACCCUCUUGUAAAUCCCAUUAAAAUGAUUUUAAUUGAA
This is a messenger RNA of Lutzomyia longipalpis, 1571 nucleotides long. RefSeq lists its product as uncharacterized. The record is from RefSeq and is a predicted model, not a curated record. The transcript has 3 exons. Lineage: Eukaryota; Metazoa; Arthropoda; Insecta; Diptera; Psychodidae. The coding region runs from base 85 to 1377 and encodes 430 amino acids.